AUGGCCCCUAUUCGUGUCGGUUUUAUCGGUCUUUCACCAGGUCAGUGGGCAGCCAAGGCGCACCUGCCAUACCUGCAAAGUCCCGAGUCGAAAUUCGAAAUUGUUGCUGUUUGCAACUCAUCAGCGGAGAGUGCUGUGAAGGCCGCCAAGGAGCUAAAGCUUGCAGAGGGUGUCAGGACCUAUGGGAACCCUCAAGACCUUGCCAAUGACAAAGAGAUUGAUCUUGUUGUCUGUACUACACGAGUUGAUCGUCAUCACCAAACCAUCAUCCCUUCCCUCAAAGCUGGCAAAGACGUCUAUGUUGAGUGGCCACUGGGAAAAAGCCUACAGGAAGCGCAGGACCUUCUCAACAUCGCCAGACAGAACAAUGUCAAAAACACUGCAGUUGGCCUGCAAGGUCGAUUUGAUUCUACCAUUGAAACCCUGAAAGAGAUUAUAGGUCAUGGAAAGAUUGGAAGAGUUCUCAGUACUUCAAUUAGUGCCCAAGGCAUGAUUGGCGGACCAACAGAAAUUGCGACUUACGAAUACCUAAUUGACCAACAAGUCGGGGGCAAUUUGUUCUCAAUUCCAGCCUCCCACUUACUUGAUGCUGUCCGAGAAGUCCUUGGCGAGCUUUCGAGCUUCCAAUCCCUCCUCUCAAACCAGCUUCCAGUUGUCAAGCUUGUGGAUUUUGAUGGCUCCACUGUCAAAGAAAACGUUAAGAAGACUACUCCCGACCACGUGUUGAUCCAAGGAACGCUGAACUCGGGCGCAGUACUAUCUGCUACAAUUCGAGGCGGAAUGCCAUUCAAGGAUGCACCUGGAAUGGAGUGGAGCAUUUACGGCGAGAAGGGGGAGAUAAGAGUUAAAGGCCCCAAUGCCCACAUCCAGAUUUACGGUGCAACCAGUAUUGAACUUCACGACUUCCAGAGCGACAAGGUUGAGAAAAUCGAGCCUGUAAGGGGUACUUUUGCGGAAAUGCCCCCAACUCAUAGGAACGUGGCCCGUGUCUAUGAGGCAAUUUCUGCAGGCAAUAAGAGCGUUCUUUGUGACUUUGAGGGUGCUGUCAAGCGACAUGAGUUUAUUGAGGAGAUUUACAAGCAGAAUGCUGGAGUUGUCUGA
Messenger RNA from Penicillium longicatenatum, 1101 nucleotides. RefSeq names its product Gfo/Idh/MocA family protein. Lineage: Eukaryota; Fungi; Ascomycota; Eurotiomycetes; Eurotiales; Aspergillaceae. Gene Ontology annotation, molecular function: nucleotide binding. The coding region runs from base 1 to 1101 and encodes 366 amino acids. The transcript is spliced from 3 exons. The record is from RefSeq and is a predicted model, not a curated record.